CCUCCUUGGUCUGGGCUGUCUGUCUCAUGGCCACCUCAUGGCUGCAGUUUUGUCAGGCUCGUCGUGGGACAGCACCACACCACUCUAUGGCGCCAAGCUUCUUCGCUUCAUGUCACAACGGCGAUGGUGGGCUGCGCUCUUCUCAAACCGAUGGUUUUGUCUCGCGGCAGCGUCGUGGGUGGAGGCGUGUUCAGGCGUCAGCUACAUGUUCGGGCUGUACUCGCAGAGCUUCAAGGAGACGCUGGGCUACAACCAGCAGAUUGUCGACAUGGUUGGCAUGGCCAAGGACAUAGGCGGAAACGUAGGGAUCGUGUCAGGCUUUGUCGGCGACAUCGCACCCACGUGGGUCGUUUUGGCGAUCGGUGCCGUAUUGAACCUGGUUGGCUACGGCUUCUUGUGGUUGGUCCUGACGGGAAGGCUGGUGGGUGCGUGGCAGCCGCCCGUGUGGGUGGUGAUGGCGUUCAUCUGCGUCGGCACCAACGGCGCCACCUUCUUCAACACGGCGGGCCUCGUCACUUGCGUCAAGAACUUCCCGCACAGCCGCGGCCCUGUUGUUGGCCUGCUCAAGGGCUUCAUUGGUCUCAGCGGCGCGCUGUUCACGCAGUUCUACCUCGCGCUGUACGCGCCAGACCGCGACGCGUUCCUCCUCAUGGCGGCGUGGCUGCCGUCGCUGGUGGCCCUCCUGGCCACCCCCGCCAUUCACCAGCUCCCGCCCACCAGCGAGCCCACGGAGCGUGGCAACCUCAUGGCGGUGCUGGCGGCAAGCGUGUGCCUGGCGCUGUACCUGCUGGCCGCCAGCCUGCUGGACCACUCCGUUCGGGUGAGCUGGCACGUCAGCGUGCUCAUCUCGCUGGGCGCGCUGCUCAUCCUCGCGUGGCCUGCUCGCAUCGCUGUCACCCAAGAGGUGGACGCCGAGCAGCAGUGCCUCGCGCACGCCGCCAGGCUCGCAGCAGGGGAGGCAGUGGAGGAGGGCGCUGGCAGUCAGGGGAUGGCGCAUGAAGGAGGGGGAGCUGGCAGGGAAGGGAGAGGGUCAGGGCCAGCACACGCAGGUGACAGUGGCUCGGAGGUGCGGCUGAGUGGCAAGGCAGCAGGGCAGGAGGGCACUGAUAGGCGUGUGGUGGUUAGGCAGAGACCCAUGGCUGAUCGGCACACACAGGAUAAAGGGGAAAGGCAGGCGUUGAUGGCCAGCUCGGGCAGUGGAGUGCGCGCUGCAGGCGCAUCACAUGCUGUGCCGCUCAAGGCCAGGGAGAGCGAGGCGUGGUCAGAGCAAGAUGAUGGCAGCGACGAGGAUCCAGCAGCUUCUGCUACCUUUCCGCAGGUGGGGGACGACCACACACUGUGGCAGGCGGUGCAGACGGCGCCCUUCUGGCUGAUCUAUGCGGCCAUGACGCUCGCCUCAGGCUCGGGGCUGACGGCCAUCAACAACCUGGGGCAGGUGGGGCGGUCGCUGGGGUACGAGCAGCGCGCAGUGGGCAUCUUCGUGUCGCUCAUGAGCGUGUGGAACUUCCUGGGGCGCGUGGGCGCGGGGUACAUCUCCGAGCACUUCCUGCAUGAGAGGGCCGUGCCGCGCCCUGCCUUCAUGGCGGCCACGCAGCUUGCCAUGGCGGCGGGCCACCUGCUCUUUGCGUCUGCCCUGCCCGGCUCGCUCUACAUCGCCUCCGCCAUCGUUGGGCUUGCCUAUGGCUCCCAGUGGGGGCUCAUGCCCGCCGUGGCCUCCGAGGUGUUUGGGCUGAAACACUUCGGCACUCUCUACAACUGGCUCACCAUCACCAACCCCACUGGCUCCUACCUCCUGUCUGUCUGCAUCGCUGGGUACCUCUACGACUACGAGGCAGAGCAGGAGGCGUCCUCGUCCGAUCCACCUUUCCCCAUUGGCCCUGCCCCUGCGCCAGCACCAGCCUCAGGCAGCCCUGCAUUGAUGUGCCAUGGAGCCCACUGCUUCAGGGUCACGUUCCUGGUGAUGGCUGCUGCCUGUGUGGUGGCCUCUGCGCUGUCCCUGGUGCUUGUCUCCCUCACCCGCUCGCUGUACCUCACCGAGUACACCAGGUGCCACACAAUGGAGGACGCUGCUCACACGGCGGGCAAGGAGUCCCUUGGUAGGGAACCUGUGGAGAAGAUUAGUGAGGUUACAUCACUAACCAGCCAGCGUUGAGUCAGACCUAAAGAUUGGGUACCGAGUCUGAUUGGUUCGACAGUGCAUUGGAAUUUGGUUGACCCCUGGAGCCUUGAGGAUGUGAAUAGGCCGAAUGCAAGUAACUUGGCA
Molecule: messenger RNA, 2263 nt
Organism: Closterium sp. NIES-67
Lineage: Eukaryota; Viridiplantae; Streptophyta; Zygnematophyceae; Desmidiales; Closteriaceae
Source: the annotation of a GenBank genome assembly